AUGACCCGAAUUCCAUUACAAACUCGCCAUAAGUGCAGUCCUCCUACAUGCCGUAUCCAACAGCACAUCCAACUUCCAUCACUUUCCAACGCUUUUUCUCCCGCUGAGCCAUAUCCUUCGCAUCCAUUCUCACCCACACGGAUGGAUGCCUCACAUAGCCCGUCUUUCAUGGAUGCCUAUUUUGAUCUCAAGUCUUGGACGACUCGUCGCUACCGAUCAAUUUGUCAACCUUCAACACCGCUCAUACCAUCCAUCCCCACGCAAGACAUGGAAGAUCUUUUGGUCGUCACCUAUGGAACACUCUGCCCGCAAUGUCUGGUAUCGAAUCAUCCACAACACCAUCCCCACCUGCUCGUUCCAGCACAUUAUGGUACACCAUAG
Lichtheimia ornata is the source of this 381-nucleotide messenger RNA. RefSeq lists its product as uncharacterized. The transcript has a single exon. NCBI's taxonomy places the organism in Eukaryota, Fungi, Mucoromycota, Mucoromycetes, Mucorales, Lichtheimiaceae. The record is from RefSeq and is a predicted model, not a curated record. Bases 1 to 381 code for a protein of 126 amino acids.